Messenger RNA from Encephalitozoon romaleae SJ-2008, 735 nucleotides. RefSeq lists its product as hypothetical. Lineage: Eukaryota; Fungi; Microsporidia; Unikaryonidae. The coding region runs from base 1 to 735 and encodes 244 amino acids. The record is from RefSeq and is a predicted model, not a curated record. The transcript has a single exon.
AUGUUGUAUGACCUGGUUAUUGUGAUAGUAGUUCUUGUAUUUGGCUUUUUACUUUCGCAGAGAAAGAAAAGGCGAUUGCAAAAGAAAGCCUUGCUUCUAGAGCCAUUUAAGAACCACUUUGAAGAAAGCAAUGGGGAAUACUUGUCUAUUCAUCAAUACAUAUUGAAGCUAUCUGGGAAUCCAAACUUGAAGUAUUUAUGUGCAAUAAUUACUCUUAGGAGGGACUUCUGCUUGAGUUACCUUUUUGGACCAGUGCCAAAGGAAAACUUCAUUUUAACAGGGCAACUGAAGGCUAGGGUACCAUGUGUGUAUGUGUUCAGAAAGAGCCUGCCGCUAAGACAUUAUGGACUGAAAUAUACAAAAAAAUGUUUGCUUGCAAAUAUACCUGGAUAUAAGGCAUUUGGGCCCCUUGAGGAAAAGCAUCUUGAGUUCAUCAAAAAGUAUGAGGUGUUAACCUUCUUUAUAAGCUACGCCCCUCUAAACAUUGAAGAUCCAGCAGAUUUCGAAAGUUUGGUUUUUCUGAAAGCAAGUUUGCCUCUUCUUAACAGUACAGAGUUCAUUGAUGAUUUUCUGGCUCUUUUCGACAAUGUUACUCUUGAAUCAGGAAAAAAGUUUCUUGAAAUGAAGCAAGGAUAUAAAAAGGAUAUAGAAGUGUUAAAGGCAAAAGAGAAUAGGAGUCUUGGAGAAAAAUUGGCUUCACGAAUAAGAGAAAAAAGCAAGACUAAAAGAAAAUAA